AGCUGCAGUUUAUUGACACACAAAGCCUCUAAAACUCGCUCAAAAUCAGCCUGCCAGUAAUGAGAAGCACGGCAUGGCAGACAGACAGGACAAUGAGGUGGAGGAGGCUGAGCAGGUGUACCUGCUGAUGAAAGAGGAGUACAGGAUUUCACGCAACGUGCGUCUGUCCUGGUUCCUCAACCGGCUCAAUCAGGUCGUUCGGUCCAGUCCACCGUCUGAGCUGCUGAAGUCAGAGGAUGAGCUGGAUGUUUUGAGCGUCCUCCCGAAAGGAUGGCAGCCCGACUCUUCUUCCUCGUCCUGCCCGUGUUUGCUGGUUCCCUCCACACGCGUCACCUUCCUGGCGCGCAGGUACCGCUUCAUCAUCGAGCUGGACCUGAGCCCGUCCACCGGGAUCGUGGAUGACAGCACAGGAGAGAUGAUCUUUGAUGAAGUCUUCCACGCUCUGUCUCGGUGCUUGAUUGGUCUGGCAAAACCCUUUAAAGUCCCAGGAACUGAUCACGUGUUCCAGCCAGAGAUCUUCAUCACUAUUCUGGCGUAUUCCUCCAUCAUUGGCCUUAGUUCUCACCAGGUGUUAGUUCAGGGCUGUCAGCUGGACUGUAUGGAUUUGGAGCAGUUCUUGCAUCAGAUCUAUCAGCAGCUGAGAGCCGUGGAGAGCAACAUCGCGGACGUCCUACAGCAGCAGCACAAUCAGGAACCGUCUCAGAGGAAGCCGGGGGUUUCCAUGGUGACGGCAGAUGUCGGGCUGGUCAGCAUGGUGAGGCAGGGCAUUCUCGCGCUGCAACUUCUGCCUCCAAACUCUGGUGCAGGUAUAAUAAUCAUCACAGACGGAGUGACGAGUGUUCCUGAUGUUGCUGUGUGUGAAACGCUACUGAACCAGUUAAGAAGUGGAACCAUUGCCUGUUCGUUUGUCCAGGUGGGCGGUGCUUACUCCUAUGACUGUAGUUUUGGCUACAUCCCCAAUGUGGAGCUGAUGAAGUUCAUCUCCAUGGCAACCUUUGGCUCCUACCUGUCCAUGUAUCCAGAGUCCGACUCUACAGGCGACGAGAUGAACGCUUACCACCGCGCCUUCCUCACAUACUCCUUCCUGAGGCCCGGCGAGUCCAUGAACCCAGAGUACUGCUGCUUCUCCCAGCACAGGCUCUUUAAUGAACACCUGGUGUCGGCCAGUGGAAACCCCGCCUUAGUGAUGCGCAGGAAGAAACACACGGAGAAAGAAGUGCACGCUGACUUGAUCAGUGUGCUGUCCAUCAGACUGCGAGAGGGAUACACCAUCCGGGAAAUCAACAUCACUAAAGGAGGAAGUCAGCUGGAGGUGAAGCUGGUCCUCCUCUGGAAGCAUAACAUGCGUAUCGAGUACCUUGCCGUGGCGUCUUGGCCCCUGAAUCCAGUCAAACGCACCACCUGGGUGGAGGUGACCAUAGAGGGCAGCUACGACAUCCUCCAUGACAUCAGCUGCACCAUGCGGAAACCAAUCACAAGCCCCUACCGGACGUCUGUCAUCCGCCGCUUCUGGAACACUCUGCAGAGCAUAAAUCAGACAGAUCAGAUGUUGGUGCACCUGCAGUCCUUUAAUUCCAUCCCAGAACACUACACCAUCCCCGAAAGCACGAAAAAUGGGGUUCCUCUGUUUUACAUCCCACCUGGAUCCAGCACACCGGUCCUCUCCCUCCAGCACAGUGGCUCUAAAGACUCCAGCCAAUCACAGUUUGCCUCCUACUGGAAGCCCAUCCUGUCCAUGGAUGCCAACUUCUGGCAGCGCUGGCUGCACAUGCAUCGCAUCGCUAUCCUUCUGGAGCAUGACAUCCCGGUCCCAAAGCACGUGCACAACGCUGGCAGUAACGGUCGCUUCAGUACCAUCCAGUGUCGCAUCUCUCACUCGGCGCUCACCUCGCUGCUCAGGGACUGGAGCAGUUUCGUCCUGGUGGAGGGAUACUCAUACGUCAAACUUAUCUACAGUGCCUCUGAGCUGCCCCCCGUCUCCUUCUAUCUGGUGCGUCUGAUCUCUAAAGCUCCCUGCAUGGUGCUGCGAUUGGGCUUCCCGAUAGGGACUCUGGCACACUCCAGGAACAAGAUUGUGGAUGAACUUCGUGAGCAGAUCCUUCGGCUGCGGUUCCCUCAUCGAGUCCAGAAUAAGGAGGCCACGCCAAAAACCAAGCGGAAGAUUCUGGGUAACGCGUCGCCCUCCAUGUCGCCGCCUCUUUCUGUGCCCAAACCGGCGCUGUCUGACCGGCCGUGUGUGGUGGUGCUCAACAAACCUCUGGAAAAACUACUGAUCAGGUACGAGAAACUUCCGUCAGAUUUCCGCACCCCUUUCAUCUUAAACAUGGAGCCCUUCGCUCAGCCGCCCAUCAUGGGCGCCCCUCUCAGCAUGGCUGCCAGCAGGACGGCGUCCUCCACCAUGGCGUCUCUGUCCCGAUACUUCCUGCACCAGCGCUGGGUUUGGGCCGUUCAGAACGGCCCGGGAACCGCCGUGUCGCUGCACGCAGUCGCUCAUAUCCUCUCCAUGCUCUCCGAUAUUCGUCUGUCGGAAGGCUUCCACUUUGCCGCCAGCGGAGAGGGUAUCGUCAACAUGGUGUCAGAACUGCCAAUGCAGGUGAAAAGUCCGUCAGCUGAUUUGGACGGAGAAAAACACACCUGCAUUGUCCAGUACAUCCUUUUCCCACCUCAUUCCACUUCUACCAAGGACAGUUUCUCCACAGAUGAUGACAAUGACACUGAGGUGGAGGCCAUAGAUGUGGACACAGAGCUGAGUUUGGUGACGGAGUGCUGGGUGGAGCCUCAGAGCGGAGCUGUCUGCAGCUCACUGGAGCAGCAGAGACACUUUGAGAAGCUCACGUAUCAGGAGAUCCCUCAGGCUAUUUUUCCCCGUGAUCUGUCGUGCAUGACGACGAUGAUCACAUUCGAAUACCUCAUCCAGCUGUGUCAGAAUAAAGAGCAGGUGUGUCCUCUCAGCAGCGUCAGAGAUGCUCCAGGCGAGAUCCCUGCCGCUGCUGCUGAUGACUGCAUACACACUGUGCCUUUCCAGUUCGACCUGAUGAAACUCUUGCCCAAGUGCCAGCAGAUCGAGCUCUUCUUCUACACCUUCAGCCGAGAGGGGCAGGAGGACGCCUCCCGUAGCACCUCCUCUCUGCCCAACGACCUCCUCCUCAGCCUCUUCCACGGCUCGCUGCAGAACGAGCUCAGUGAUCGAGAGAUCCUGUUGACUGACGGCGAUCAUGUGGCGUUCAUGCAUCACAUCCUAGAGCGGGAAAGAGAUGGCCACGUGGCUCCAUUCUCACUUCCUGUCAUCAAAGAGGAGAGCUUGAAGCAUCUGGAGAGGCAGGACACUGUUCUGUCUUUCCACACGAUUGGAAGCAGUAAAGAGGUGACGGGCUCCUCCAGCACACUGCAGAGCUUCAGUAAUGCAGAUCUUGUGGAUGACGAGCCAGCUGGCGCGGAGCAGGACUGCUUAUCUCCUCACUGGAAAUGUUACGCCAAAUACAUCAGUCAUCAGCAGAUCCUGCUCACUUUCCUGCCAGCUACAUUCACAGAUGUGCAGAUUUUGAUGUCGUCUGGGCUGGAAACUGAACCUCCAAUCAACAGCAGUCUCCUGGAAGAGGAGGAGACCUGUAGUCACGGCAACGGCCAAUCACAGGCCGACUCCUUCAGCAGCUCUGCCAAUGGUCCACAGGUUGGAACAGGUCAACAUGGAGAAGACAGGAAGGGGUCCACAGUGGAAGCAGGAGUGAACACAAGUGAUGCUGCUUCAGAGGAGAAGGACGGCGUUCAGUUUGUGGAGCCUCAGAAGCGAGACUGUCACAUCACGUUCAGCAGACAGGUGUCUCAGCAGAGCGGCGGCGACGCAGCACGACCCCGCUGCCCCAUCUACAUCUACAACUGCUCCCUGGAGUCCCUCAAAGAGCAGCUGGUCCACCCGCGCUCAGGACGCCAGCCCAGAGACGUCUUCUUCAGAGCUCAAGAGACAGACUCCUGGGAGUUCAGUCAGCAGCCCAAAUACAGGUCAAUCUCUCAGGAGCGCAGCAGCGCCUGCUCCUGGACUGAGCUCAUGACGCACCCUCACAAACACAAAGAACUGGCCAACUACUGCAGCUUGCUGCAGGAGCACUACUACCAGAGCUAUGUCAAAGGUGUUUAUCGCAGUCUGCAGCAGUCGCACAACGUGAGCUCGCAGGACUUACUGACAGCUAUGGACUACUGCGAGGAGUCGCUGCAGGAGAUCGACAUCACUUCCUUCCUGCAGACGCUCUGCGGACACGUGCGUGUGUUUCGUGAGCGUCACGAGCUGCAUGGCUCUGUCAACGUAAGCAAGUCCAGUGACGCUUCCACCACCUUCAUCAUCGGAGAGGGAGAGGAUGAUGGAGCUGACAGAGCCACGCUGGUGUCUUCAUCCAGUAUUGAGCUGGAGGAUGUGAGUGAAGCGGAUUCCAGUGGGAAAGUCUCUGCUCCCACAUCCCCGCUGGACCUGGACGAACCGAAGUCUCCAAAAAUCCCAGAAUUCCCUCUGUCGCUCCUCCAGUCCCAGCAGAAAUGUGACGUGUAUCCUGAUUUGCACAAAAUCAUACAGGAUAAGUUCAUGGAAAUUGGUGCUCAGUAUUUCAAGACUGUACCGUCCAAUCCACAUUAUUUCUUUUACUGCCUUCCAUCUUCCAAAAAAGAGGAGGAUUUGGACCGAGAGGGAGAGCGGAGAGCCAGUGAGGACUGUGAGGUGUCUGAAGCUGAACUCGCCACAGAAGACGAGAACGUGUCGGGCUGCUGCAUCGUGACGGAGAGUGACACGGAUCUGGAGGUGGAGUAUCAGGAUUGUGGGAAUGGCAGAGGACAGGGAGCAGGUGAAGGCGAGUCUCCGUCGGACUCCAACACGGUGAACCAGGACGAGGACUCCUUCAGUAUUCUGGACGGAGACUCUCUGCUGGAGGUGGAGGGUCCGCAGCCGGAGAUGCCGCCUCUGUUCGUGCACCUCACCUGCUCCGUCAACAUGAAGAGCUGCCAUGGCUCCAUGCCCACGCAAACCCUGCCAACCUGUCUGGGUGAAGUCAUUACCUGUCUUGAGGACGCUGAGAGUCUUCAGUCGGUGGAUCUGAACGAGUUGUCUGUCACGCUUGAUAUCUUCGUGCUCACGUUACCUCUGGACAUCGAGGUCAUGGCUCCUGACUUCCACCACAACAGAUACACGUCUGAGAGCAGCGUGUCUCUGAACCGCUCUCCUGGACAGCCCUCGUCCUAUCGCUCUGACGAGGAGCUCAUGGCUAAUCUGGACGGCCUGCGCGGGGUCGGUGUGGAAAGUAUGUCUGGAGAUCCGCUGUCCAAACUUCCUAUUCCACACAAAAUGGCUGUUUUAGCCACCAUGGAUGAGGUGGAGUGUGGAGACACGCAGAGGGCCGAGGAGGACACGCGGCCUGCAGCAGCUGAUUCAGUCAGCAAGUCUCACUCUGAGACCUCUGACCCCGGGCCGAUCAAACAGGCCGACGCGGAAGAGACUCGACCUCAGAGUGCCAUCAGCAGCGCUGCUCACCUGCAGGCAGGCAGCAGCAGCACCGAGCACUCGUCUGAUCACACGUCCCCUCCAAAAACCCCCUCCGCUGCCAGCCUGGCCGAGUCCGUGCAGUCCACCACACACAGUGAGUGUCACGAGAAACCAGCGUCAUCUGAGUUUACUGAGAGCCUGCUGGUGGAGUGUGGAGACACGCAGAGGGCCGAGGAGGACACGCGGCCUGCAGCAGCUGAUUCAGUCAGCAAGUCUCACUCUGAGACCUCUGACCCCGGGCCGAUCAAACAGGCCGACGCGGAAGAGACUCGACCUCAGAGUGCCAUCAGCAGCGCUGCUCACCUGCAGGCAGGCAGCAGCAGCACCGAGCACUCGUCUGAUCACACGUCCCCUCCAAAAACCCCCUCCGCUGCCAGCCUGGCCGAGUCCGUGCAGUCCACCACACACAGCAGUGGGAAACUGCGGCCCAGUCGAGUUCAGAGCGUCGUCUCCAGUCAAGGCAGCCUGGACUCAGACAUGAUGGGUUAUGAUGGAGGCAGCAGUGAUUCUGAGUGUGACGGACCCACUAUGAAUGAGCAGGAGAGACAGACGCCGCUCAUGCCUGAUUUCUGGCUCAUCGUCAGAAUUCAUCAGGACAGAGUGGAGGUUUUCUCUCACGCCAGGAGUUUUAACAGAGGGAAAGAGGAGGAAGAGGAGGAGAUCCCAGAGUACCUGCGUCUUCAUCAGCUGGUGGUGAGGAGGAUUGGAGAAAUGUGCCGAACAGUCAACCAGCGCCUCCUGCUGCAGGACCUGCAUGAUAGUCGCGUGUGUCACUCUCUCCUGGUGGCUGAGAGCGAAGAGGACAUCUGGAAGCACGAGUCGCUCUACCGGCCCAGGAUGACCAACUCUGACGACUACAAUGCAGAUGAGAGCUAUCAGCCGCGGGACUACCUUGCCGCUACCAUGCAGUUCAUCCCAGGUUACUUCGCCUGUGACGUGGUCUGGAGCACCGUCAUUUAUAUUCACCCACGCCUCAAAAUGGGGCCCAACAUGGGCGUGUCCCGGGCUAUCCAGGCUCUGCGCUCCGUUCUAAACGCUUUCUGUGUGGUAAACCGCAAAAACAUGUUUGUUUAUCAGGAGCGCACCACCAAAUCUGUGUUCUACCUCCGGCUCUCCGAGACGUCUCAGGCAGGGAAGUACAGUGAUUUGGAUGGAAACGUGCACGUGUCGCGCUCUGUCGGUCUGGCCCGCAGCCAGGAGCCGCUGGGCUCUGAGGACCUCACGGCAUCACGCUCUUCUCUGGAAGGCUCAAGGCUGGUUGGACUGGUGGACAAACACAUUUUGCUGCAGGUGCAUGGCGUAGGGACCGCAGGUCCAGAGAUCUCUGAUGAACUGGUGAAGGUUUUGAGGAAGCGUCUGGACGAGGCCACGCUGGACAUUAUCACAGUCAUGCUGGUCAGGAACUGCAAACUGACGCCUGCAGAUGUGGAGUUCAUUCAGCCUCCCGGUUCUCCGGCGACGGAGGUGAUGGAGUUCUGUCUGCCGCAGUACUGUGUGCCGUGGAUCCAGGCGGUGGCUCACUACCUCCGUCAGAACCUCCUCAUCUUCCUCCACAUCCCCAAAUACACUGACAGCAACAUGGAGCACCACUUUAAGCAUUACUUCCAUUUGAGCAGUGAGCUGCCCGAUCAUGACAUCUAUCUGUACAAUAAACCUGGAGGCCAGGGCACAGGAGGCAAAGGUACAAUGUCGGACCUUGUUCAGAAUCUCUUCCCAACCUCUCAGUUUCAAGGGAUCGCCUGCAUCGUGCUGUCAUUCGUGGACGCUAAAGGCUGUGCACUGCAGGUUCCCACUCAGGACGGCAGUGUCCCGGCUCUCAGAUGCGGCGUCUCCAGCAUCUCCCUCCAGCCGGACCAGUUCGAGGCCUUGACGACUGUCGUCAAAGUGGACUCUGGCAGCCAGAGCUCAGGUGCAGCCGUGCGAGUGCGCUUCGACGUGUGGGAGCAGGGUAACAUCAGCCCGCUGCAGCUGACCGACCGGCUCAGGGCGGCUCUACGCCACGCCCUCUGCGACGUCGUCAUGGAGAUGCGCGUGCUGCCCAACCCGUUGUGUCUGGACACCUUCUGCCUGCCUGCAGCCACCCAGCGGGACGAGAGCACAGUUGCCUUGAGUCUCCUGCAGUCUGACAGUAAGGAGGUGAAAGAGAGCGUUCGGCGGCCCAGUGGGCCCCAUGGGCUCAAGAGCAGCCCGUCUCCCAUCAGCCUGAGUUCUGUGCCCUGCUCCACCCCGACCACUGGAACCAGCACGCCCGAGUCCACCACACCCACCGGCAAAACCACGCGCCGCUUCUUCUGGGAAAUACUGAGUAAACCAGAAACUUCUGAGCUUGGCAGUCCGAAGACGACGGAUGACAUCGUACCGGAGCGUGUCGAGGACAGUCGCGUGAUUCGACGGAGACACAAGACGGAGAGCGUCAAACAGCAGUGGAACCACGAGAAAGCCAUGGCAGUCGAGCAAGAGCAGGCCCAGAGGAGACAUGCAGUCCAGCUGGAGGAGGGUGACACAGGCACUCUUCAGCCCGUCUUCCAGACCACGUACCUGCCCUGGGUCACCUUCAUGAACAGACUGGGUUGUCCGUCCAUCCAGCACUGUUCAGCUGAAGUCUCGCAUCAUUUCCUCCUGCCCUCCAUCCUCACAGAGAUCGUCAAUCUGGUGGGCUCGCUGGCCAGUGACACGGCGGUCAAAGUGUUCGAAAGAAGCAGCUGUCCUCAAGGAGACAUCUAUGUCCCCCUGUCGAUCAUCCAGCACAUCAGCCAACCACCUGGCACCACCAGGAGCUUCAUUCUCAUUGGUCGCAACUUCAGCCAAUGGCACUGCAGUACAGAACAAGCUCAUAAGGGCAUGCAGCGGUUCGAGGCUUUGGAGCACAGUGAUUGGCUGAGCCCGGGACAGGCUGUGAGGGGCGUGGCUCCACGCCAGCGCUUCCUGUACAUGCAGAUUGUCAAUAAGAAGGUGACUCUGUACACGUAUAACUGGUCGGCGGAUCUGGGCGUCUCUCUGAAUCAGGGUCUGGUCAGACUGGUGCAGUGGCAGAAUGCCCGCGCUCAUGUGGUCAACUGCCUCCUGAGUCAGAAAAUGGGUCUUUUCCAUCAUUACUGCUUCUCUGAUACGCCUACACACGAGGACCUGAAACAGCAGGAGCCCAGCCCGUUCCUGAGCUCCACGAUCGAAGCGGACGCUCUGUUGAGGAGUCCGGUUCCUCCGGCCGCGAGUAAGGAUCCGGGUCGGAUGGGCAGCUCUGCGCGUGCUCUUCCUCCUCUGGCCUUCCCCGGAGAACUCGUGCCCUUUGAUGAAGCUCUGAGAGACGUGAGCACGGUGAGGCCCCUGACCAGUCAGGACGGACCCGAUAUAGUCACUCGCCAUGGAGCCCAGCUACUGGAGGUCAAAGCUGCUGAACGCAGAGAGCUGGAGAGACAGAUGAAGAUUGAGAAUCUGUUUGUGACGUGGCAGCAGCGCUCGGCUCAGUCCAACAUGCCCAUCUCUGUGGCGGAUCUGGACACACUGAAGCAGUCCUCUCGACUGGUCCAUUACUGCGCCACUCCGCUGCUCUUCGACCCUGUCUUCCGGAAACAGAUUCAAGAGGAACAGCUGCCUCAGCCCCAGAUGAAGAAGCGGCAUCGCUCCAGUGACUCCACGGCGUCCGGCCGCGAUCGCAGCUACAGCACGGAUUCUGCAGACAUGCGUCCGAGUCGAUUGAAGGAGGAGCCGUGGCUGCAGGAGAUCUCCAGCAUGUUCCUGCAGCAAUAUGUGCAGUAUCUGCAGAGCAUGGGCUUCAUCCUGGUGCAGGUCCGGCCGCAGUCACCCGCUCGCAGCAUCGCUCGAGCCCGAGCCGCCAUGCUGAGUUCUUUAUCCACUGAAGGCAGAUCAUCCUUCUCCUCUUUCUCAUAUAAUAAGCAGAAGAGUGAAGACAGCCCCAAGAGCAAUGCAUCCAGCUCGGCAUCAUAUCACCUGCAGAGGGCGCUGCCAGGAGGAAUCGUCCUGAUGGAGCUGGCUUUUCAGGGCUGUUAUUUCUGCGUGAAGCAGUUUGCAUUAGAGUGCUCAAGGAUCCCCAUGGGUCAGACGGUUAAUUCUCAGCUGUCCAUGCUGUUCACCGAGGAGUGCGAUAAGGUGCGGGAUCUGAUGCACGUUCACUCCUUCAGCUACGACUUCCACCUGCGUGUGGUGCAUCAGUACCUCGUGGGCUGUCACAUGACCCUGCGGCAGGGGUACCAGCUCACGGCCUUUCUGGAGGACUUCAUCGCCCAUCACCCCGACAUACCAAAGUUCGGACGCAACCACGUCUUCCAGGGGAGUUUCUCCAUAUCGACGGGAAUGAUCACAGCACAUCAGCUGUAUAAUUACAUCACUGAUCACGCCGGCACUUACGGGAUGAAGCCCUUGCGCAUGUCUAAAGCUGCAGUUACCACCGAUAACAAGAAGGGGGCGCCGAGCGCAGACCUGCACGAGUACGCACUGGUCGCUCUGUGGAACAGCUCUGGCUCAUUUAAAGACUUGGAGGGAUUGCGACACCAUGAUGACUUUGACGUGUCGCUGCUGGUUUGUCAUAAUGCCGCCCCGUUUGAGGAGCAGUCUGAAGGAGAGAGACACCUGCUCAGGCUGCGUUUCUAUGUGAUCAUGACCAGUCAGAGGGAGCUGUUCCCGCGUUUGACUGCAGACAUGCGGCGCUUUAAGAAGCUUCCUCAGAUCCACCGUGACCUCGGUGACCCCGGUGACCCUGGUGACUUCAGCGGCUGCAUCCCUGUGGAGCGGAUGGAGGCUGGCAGCCCGGGGGGGCGGGAAUCUGAACUGGACCUGUGGGAGGACACCACCGCCCCCGUCACCCCUCCAGCCAGCCCUGAAUCUGACCCCAUAGAGAGCCUCCUGCACGCGGGACAGGCCGGCCUCGCAGAUGCAGACGCAGACGACUCUCAGGGGCUCUUCUACCUGUGUCCUCUCUUCCCCCUGCUCAGUUCAGAGGUGCUGUCUGCGCGCCGGCAGAUUCAGAGCAGCGUGGAGCAGGCCAUGGGUCACUGCCGCAGGGAUAACCUCUGGAGGAGGCUCUUUCACGGAGAGCACUUGGCUCUGGAUAAGCUCAAGCUCAGCAAGCUGGCCUUCGGUGAACUAGAGGAGCUGCUGGACGCUGUGCAGAGCAGAUCGGUCGCUGAGAUUGACCCGCAGCUGGACUGUUUCCUGAAUAUGAGUCCCGCCUGGUACCAGAGUCUCAUCAAAGUCCUGCUGUCCCGCUUCCCACAGAACUGCAGGCACUUUAAAGACGACUGCGGCAUACAGUACCUGGCCGUCCUGAACCAGAAGUUCACUGACUGUUUUGUGCUCGUUUUCCUGGACACACAGGCAGGAAAAACUAGUCUGAAGGUUGUUUUCAGGGAGCCGUUACCUGCGCAGACGCAGUCGAGCAGCAGUCCUCCACCGCAGCUGGUCUCCAUGUACCACCAUCUGGAGUCGGUCAUCAACACCGCCUGCUACAACCUCUGGACGGGCCUGCUGUGAGCCUGUGUUUCUGCCAGCGGUGCAUCAGACGGAGUCCAGUGUCUGAUAAAGAUUGAGCUUUGAGCUGCCUGUCGCUCUUAGACUGAGACUGAAUGUGUCUCGCGUGUGUAAUGCAUGCUGUGUGGACCAGGUUGCAUCCAUUUAAGGAAUUAAAUUGCCAAUAUUUAGCUUAGGAAAACAGCUAAAUGUGCCGCCCUGUUGAUGGAGGGUGAUUAUCCGGGAGGGUGUAUUUACUGCGUGUCAGACUCCGCUGGUUUGACAAAGCCAUACUGUCCUUCUGUAGUCUAGUGUUCAUUUGCGCUUUGUUUUUUUCCUCCAUCUCCUCUCAGUUGUUGAUGUUGUUUCUGUAGCCCGUGUGCAAAAUAUAUAUUUUUUUUUGCCCCAUCAUUUUGUGCAACAUGAUUGUCUUUACUGCCGUUUUUUCAUCCCAAAAGUGCCUUUAUUUUAUUUUCAUAUGAAAUUGAUGGGAGCUAGUGUAUUAUGUUCACCUUUCAAGAAGAAUCUCUUAAAGGGACAGUUCCUGCAAAAAUGUAAUUGUCAUCAUUUACUCACCCU
This is a messenger RNA of Sinocyclocheilus grahami, 11566 nucleotides long. RefSeq names its product SZT2 subunit of KICSTOR complex. Lineage: Eukaryota; Metazoa; Chordata; Actinopteri; Cypriniformes; Cyprinidae. The record is from RefSeq and is a predicted model, not a curated record. Gene Ontology annotation, cellular component: peroxisome. The coding region runs from base 74 to 11011 and encodes 3645 amino acids. The transcript has 73 exons.